This is a messenger RNA of Laccaria bicolor S238N-H82, 1469 nucleotides long. RefSeq lists its product as uncharacterized. The transcript has 6 exons. The coding region runs from base 204 to 1469 and encodes 421 amino acids. NCBI's taxonomy places the organism in Eukaryota, Fungi, Basidiomycota, Agaricomycetes, Agaricales, Hydnangiaceae. The record is from RefSeq and is a predicted model, not a curated record.
CUCGCCAACAUCUUCAGCUCGAACACUCGAUUCUACAAAACGUGAACCCGAAUGAAUUUGGGGAAUGGUGCUUCUCAUCGGUGACGGGCAUGCAGGGAGGCCGCGUGUGAUUCGAACUCAACACUUGUCUUGAGCCCGAGAAAACGUGAUAUUCUUAGGGCCAACUAGGGGAAACUACUUGAAACACACCACUCUCAUCACUAAUGAUUCGCCAUCCUAUGUCUUCACAGCGGAUAUCUGGAUCAACGCUGGCGUCCGUCGUCAAAAUUCCAACUUACAUGGAACAAUGGCCGACACUCGAUAAAGAAGAUCCCCUUGCUCUGUUGCAUGCGAAGUUUUGGGGCAAGAACAUGGCGGACGAGGAGCAGAGGUGGCUUGACGCACAGAAGGCCAAUACUGCGGGAAGCAAGCUUGGGUUACGGGAUCAGGAAGGAGAGAAGCGCAUCGACGCCGUCGUUGAGGAGAAGAUGGUUGUGGAUGAGACAGCGCCAGUUGUUGACGAAACCAUGGAUAGGGCAGCGACAAUGGACCCGGACGACGAUUUCAUUCCCGGUUGUUACACGCUCGACAUCGGCAUCGACGGACUCAUGUCCAAAUUGUGGAUUCAAGCCGAGUACAUCCGUGUUUUCAAUUUUGUCAGUGCUUAUUAUGACAAACCCUCGUCCAUUCCUAGAGCACCCUGCGUAGUCGUCACAGGCCAACCAGGGAUUACUGGUCGCGUCUACACAAGACGUAUUCGAUAUUGCGACAAAGCUCACACAUUGAGGAACCAUAGUCGCAUCGAUGAGUCUCGCACGAACGAAAUAUUCGAUCAACUUGGUCCUACCCCCCGCCUCUGUAUCGAUUUUCAACUUAACUCUGAGGCUAUGAGUCGGUACGAAUUGGACCUCCGCACCGCACUCUCGAAGGUUACGCUAAACGACCUGGAAUUGUUGUUGAGCACCGCUCGCUGUGGGGACAUGGGAACCGAUACCCUGUCUGAAAAGAUUGCCCUCCUCAGUCGCGAAUCAUUAGACGAUAUGCAUAGUCAAGGCGUGGUGAACCCGAUCACUCCUUACAUCCAAUCAAGACUCGCCAAUCGGUUCCGCAACCUGGAACACAAAGAACUUUUACGUCUCUACAAAGCCUUUGCAAGGGGGGAAAAUGAAUGGCCCUCCACUUAUCUGGUCCCUCUCUUCGUCUUGCUCGAAUACACCCUCGCAACCACUCCAACAACCUUUGAAAAGCUCCCCGUGUUCGCCGUCAUCCAGCACUAUUUCAAUUAUCGAGAAAAGACAAAUUUUGUCAAUCCGAUCGUGCACUGUUUUUCUAAAACCGUACGAGCUCGACCUGCGAAGCCAGGGCUUCCCCCUGUCCAGCCUCAUAGCAGAACAUCUACGGGAUUAAAUACUUUCCGCGUUUUCUUGAGUGUAUCAGGUGUAGCUGCUGUACACCCUGGACAACGACGCACGCGGGCAGGCAGGGGAUAA